Molecule: messenger RNA, 4171 nt
Organism: Vitrella brassicaformis
Lineage: Eukaryota; Vitrellaceae
Source: the annotation of a GenBank genome assembly
CUGACUAAAUGGAUUCAAACCAGCACGAACGACACACACGUCCACACGCACUGUACGUCCUAAUUCACAUGUAUGUGCCAUCUAGCUAUAGCAAAUUAUGUACACACAACGACAGACAACAGCUCGAUCAACAGCCGACGACCGACCGCACAGACAGCCACACAGCGUCUGUCCAUUCAUUCCAUCCAUCAGUCUAUCUACUGGAUGAUCCUGAGCAUGUCCCUCCGUCGCCAGUAGAUGGCGUUGACGUCCCUCUCCUGGUAGUCGGUCAUCCGCCGACCCACUAUGCAGAUGUUCUCCUUCAGCUGGUACAAAUCCGUCGCACCUAUCAGCUGCCGUCACACACACACACGCGCGCGCAUGUGGCUCCUUGUCUGUCUGUGUGGUUGGUAUGGGCCAUGGCAUUCAUUGGCUCUUCACCGUGCUGCACACGAAUGGCCGGCUAUAGACCCAUUGCAGCGACAGGUGGGAGAGAUUCCUGAAGGAAAGGAAUGCACACACAAACACGCACACACAUACAAACAGGGAUUGCCGUGGGUGUGGGUGUGAGACUGGGAGGGAGAUUGUCAGCUUAUUUAUUACUUACGGGUGUCCGUGGAACAUUGCCGACUUGUGCAGCUCCACCACUGUCCGGGCCGCCAGAGACGCCCUAAACACACACAUCCACACACACACACACAUACACACACACACAGGUCCGUGUGUCGGCGGUGCGUCUGCCCACCGGUAUCUCUUCAUGUAGGACGGGAAUUUGAGCAUCCGGCCUCUCGUCGGGUAGUCAACUGUCUCAAGAUACUUGCCGCUCAGAAUGCCCCCGGCCAGCGGCGAAUACGCCAACAAAGCAAUGCCUGAUUUGACCACACACCACACCGAUGUGUGUGAGUGCGUCGGUGCUGACAGACAGACAGACAGACAGACAGACCGGUGUUUUGCGGCCUGGCGAGCUCCACAAAUCCCUUCUCGACGUCGUUGCGGUUUAGGAGGUUGUAGUUGACCUGCACUGAGGCUGGCGGGGGGACGCCCAGCUCCUGACAGACAGACAGACAGAAAAUGACAGAUGGACGCGUGUAAGCGUGACGCGUGUAAGCGUGUGUUUGGUGGGUUUGGUACCUGUGCGAGGUGCCAGAACUGCAGCAGGCCAUAGGGGGUCUCGUUGGACAGACCCCACGCACGAAUCUGACACACACACACACACAGACACACACAUACAGACACACACAGACACGGACAUGCCAGGAUUGCGUGUCUGUCUGUCUGACGCACAUGGGUGGGCAUUUGGCUGGCUGACCUUUCCCUGGUCCAUCAGCUCUUUGAUGGCCUCGAGCUGCUCCUCAAACGAAAUGUCGUCCUCAAGCUCACUCUGCCAACACACACACACGAGCGGACACACAUACCCAUCCAUCCAUCUCUCUCCACACACACACCCACAAGAAUCGCUUCUCCACUUGUGCGACGCACCUUGGGGUCGUAUAUGACCUGCGAGAAGUCCCCGCUCAUGUGCAUCGGCACAUACCGGUCCGGCCAGUGGAACUGCAAGAGGUCGAUGUAGUCGGUCUGCAGCCUGGUCAGGGAGCCCUCGACGGCCUGCAUGAUCUGCCUCUUGGACAGCCGCGUGCCGCCGCCGGCAUUGCCUGGGUCGCUGCGCAGCCAACCCAGCUUGUCACUGCGGCCGGCCACCUUUGUCGCUGAACACACACACAGAAGCAUAUGGAUGUCAUCGUGGGCAUGUGUGUGGGCAUGUGUGUGGGUGGAUGGUGGGUACCGAUAGUGAAUUUGCUGCGAUUGUCCUCGCCGCGUUUGGCAAGCCAGUUGCCCAGGAUGGUCUCGGCCUUGCCGUAGUGCGCGGGCAGCGCGGGAAGGGGGUACAGCUCAGCCGUGUCCUGACCAAACACACAAACCACAAGAGCAUCAUUCACCCACACAAACCCACACACGGGGGAGGGCCUCAUUACGAAGAAGUUCAGCCCAUAUCGGUCAUAUGCGAAGUCGAGCAGCUCGUGUGCGGAUGCCUCGUCAUUCUGGUUGCCGAAUGUCAUGGUGCCGAUGCCGAUCUCGGGCACCACCAGGUCAGAUGUGCCGAGCCGCUUCCAUCGCAGGCCGUGUGUCGCGUAAUCGGCGUGAUACCUGGAGAGAAACAAACAAACCACGGCCUCCUGUGUGAGGGUAUGUGUGUGUGUGUGUGUGUGUGGAGGGGGGCUGUGUCGCUACGUGGUCUCGACGGUGGGGCAUGAGUAGUUGUUGUGCACUUGGGCGCCGAACGGUGACAUGGAGUCGAUGAAGGGGUCGAACCAUGUCGGCAUCUCAUAGUGCACACCUGCACACACACACACACACACAGAACACGAACACAUUCAUAUGUGUGUGUCUCCCUCUGUGUGUGUGUGUGUGUGUGUGUGCCUUUGAUGAGGUAGUCUUCAGUUGGCGGGAGUCGCCAGGUUGCAUUGUCGACAGGCUUCUCGGGCGGCGUCAUGUCGUCGUUAUACCUUAACACGCACACACAGACACAGCAGGCACCCCUUUCUCGCGCCCCUCUCUCUCGCGCGCGCGCUCUCUCUCUCUCUGCGUACCAUCGUUUUGUUUUGAAGUCAUUGGAUUUCCAGGGCAUGUACCAUGACAUGUUGAUGCCUUGUGCCUGAUACACACACACACACACACACACAGCUGCCUGCGAUCAGUCCGUCGGCAUGUUGUCUGUCGGUGGGGGCUCGUACCCAGUUUUCCUUGGUCCGAUAGGGCGCGUAUGUCUUGUAGCUCCACGAGUAGUUGCGGGCGGGGUCGUACAGAUGCUGCAUGAACUCAUAGCCCUCUGGCUCCUGCUCAAAGUAACCUUCGUUGCAUCCGCACGCACACACACACACAAACACGUAUGUGCGGGCUUGCUCACGUGUCCAUGUGUCUGUGUGGGUGGGUGGGUGUGUACAUUCGAUGCCAGUGACGUUCCAGGGCCCCCAGUUGGGCUGCAUCCAGACCUCCUCCGGAAUGUCCUUGGGCUUCUGGAUGAUGCAGCUGUCGUCAUCCCGCUGGUGCUUGUACAAACCGAACUUCCACCAGUGGUCUUCGCACACACACACACAGAGGGAGAGAGAUGUCUGUCUGUCUGUCUAUGCGACAAGCAUGCCUACCAUGUCUGAUCUGUUCCAUGGUGCCGGGCGGCCCCCACUCGGCCUUGAGCCGCUCCGUCGUCGGCGUGUCGAGGUACAUAUCGUCGCCAGGCUUGUACUGGAAGUAGGGCACCCCAUCGUCAGUCUGCAGCCGCUCCCACUGCCAAAAGGCCUUCCCAAAGUCCUGCAGCUUCGGCUCCUCAUAGCUCACGUUCGGCAGGCGAGGCAGGUCAGGCCCGAACUUCUCCUCCUUGACCCCCGCUUCACGCCUGCACCCCCCCAACAGACAUACACACCCAGUGCUUGUAUCCUAGCACCAGUGACCCGCCCACCGACCCAUCGACCCACCGACGCACCUCCGCUCCUUCAUGCCCUUCCACUUGAGGUAUUCGUUCAUCCGCGGCCGCGGCUCGUCCCCCCAGGGGUCAAACCUCGGACCGUGCCACAGGGCGUGGAACUUGAAGUACUUGCUGGUGCCGAGGAAGCUGCGCUUGGGGUAGCGCUUCUUGAAGCCCGCCUUGGUCAGCCAUUUCUCCAUGGCCUGGGCGCGCUCGUCGUCGGGGCCUGCCACGCGAGUCUUGAGCGACUGGGCCAUCAUCGUGACGAGCCGCCGAUGCAGGAGGGAGGGGCGGUGUGAGCGUCUUGGAGGGGGAUGCAGAGGGACGGGAGCGGCAACAAAGCCUGGCCUGCAGGCAGACAGGCAGGCAGACAGGCAGGCAGACAGGCACUGAAUGAAUGGAUGCGUCCCAUUCUUAUAUGUGUGUGUCUGUGUACGCACCUGCGAUGCAGACGGAGUGAGUGCAGCAGAUGGGAAGAGCUCCUUCGCCUCAGCGCAGCAUCCAUAUUGCUAUCGACACAUAACGAGAACCCGUCUACGAGCAGCAGCAGCAGCAGCAGCAGCAGCAGAAGGGUCAGCAUCUUGAAGAACAGUGACGCAGGAGGACAGGCACACAGCUGCCUGGUGCCUGUCCAUGAGUGAUGAACCAUCCUCUCAGCUGUCCGAGAGAUCUUCGUCCGCUGCGGCCAAUGUGAAGCCACAAGCACAUGAAUGCCUCAGCAUAGCACCCUUC